Messenger RNA from Dimorphilus gyrociliatus, 1905 nucleotides. NCBI's taxonomy places the organism in Eukaryota, Metazoa, Annelida, Polychaeta, Dinophilidae. The record is from the annotation of a GenBank genome assembly.
AUUAACGAUUUUAUCGUCAGUUUUGCUUUGGAUUAGUUCAAGAUAAGAAUUAGAAAGAUGAUAAGCUUAGCGUUAAUUUCGUAAUAAUGGCAUCAAAAAUUCAAGGUAAAAUUCACUACUUGGAUAUUUUUGUUGCCUAAAAAUGUCUUGCGUUCGUAGGAGCAGUAAUAAACUAACAACUAAAGAUCAUAUUUUAUUUUUUGCAAUGAAAGGUCAAUCAUCAGUAAUCAGUGAGAGGAGAGAAACCAAUGAGUGGAAUAGUUACCUGUUCAAUUUACAAACUCAAGCACCGAAACCAAAGGCUGUUAUUUGUCCUAAGCGGGUUUGUAUCUUUAAAGCUUAUGAAAAAAAUUCGUCAUAAACCUUUUGUUUGAGGUUGUAGCCUCUCAUAAAAAUCGUGUAAAAGAUGAAUACUUUGAUUAGCAAAAAUAAUGUUUUGUUUUGGAUGUUUUUUAGAUUGAGAAUCGACCGUCUUUUUAUGGUAAUGAAUAUCACGGAUCAAUUUCCCGAGAUGAGGCGACAAAUCUAUUGCAGAGUAAAACUGAAGAUGGUGCCUAUCUUGUUCGAGAAAGUCAGCGAGCCCCUGGUCAAUUUACAUUAAUGAUUAAAUUUAAUAAUGAAGUGAGAAAUUAUCAGAUAUACUAUGAAGGUCAACAUCAAAUAGGAGACAAGUAUUUUUCUACAUUAACAGACCUAGUUGCAGACGGUUUAAUAACGUUUUACAUAGAACUGAAGGCUGCUGAUUAUAUUCUAGCUUUGUCAAGCAGAAAUUAUUCAGAUAGUCCUUAUUGCCGAUAUACUCUUGAACAGCGAAAGAAAGCUGCCCAAAAAAAAGCUGAUUCUAAUAAACUAAAAUCUCCUCAAAAAAUGAAGAUUCCUGCAAAAGUUGUGACUGAAAAUGCUAUGCUAAAUCGAUUGAUGGUUGAAAAGCAACGUAAUAUCGUAGAUCGAGCAGGCGGCGCAAAAGUUGUAGUGGACCUAAAAGAUCAUCUGCCUAAUAUUCACAAGGAAUUAGAAAACUCCUCAAGCAGUCGAUCUUCGAUCUCUCGUCGAUCUAACAAUUCAGUAACUCUAAGCAGUAGCACUAUUUCUCCUGAAGUAACUAAUACACCAGGAGAAUUCGAGAAACCUCAUAAAUUCAAAACCCAUUCUUUCAUGGGUCCUCAUUGGUGUGAUUUCUGUGCUAAUUAUUUAUGGGGUUUGGUGAAUCAGGGUGUGAAAUGCCAAGAUUGUGGUUUUGCGGCCCAUAAACAUUGCUCUGAAAAGCUCCCAUCUGAUUGCGCCCCUGAGAUGAAAUAUGUUAAAAGAGUGUUUGGCGUUGAUCUUACAACUUUAGCCAAGGCAACUAAUAAUCUAAUUCCUUUCGUGGUUGAAAAGUGUGUCAAGGAAAUUGAACGCAGAGGUGUGCAUUUUGAAGGUUUAUACAGAAUAGGCGGUCAUUUAGAUGGCAUUGAUUUCAUUAGGAUGGGUUUUGAUAGAGAAGGGGAAAAUAUCGAAUUAAAUCAAGAAGACGAUGAAAAUGUCAUAACCUCUGUUUUGAAACUGUACCUUCGAUCGCUUCCCAUUCCAGUUAUUACGUAUGAAAUAUAUCAAUCGUCUAUGGAAAUAAUAAAGAGAGAUUUUAAUCAAGAAUCGUUAAAAUUAGAAAAUCUCAAAAAAAGCAUUGAGCAGUUACCACCUGCUCAUUAUCAUACUUUAAAGUAUUUGAUGAAGCACCUUCAUAGAGUUGUGAAAAUGCAGGAUACGAACAAAAUGACUUCUGAUAACUUAGCAACAAUUUUUGCUCCAACUCUAUUCCAAUCAAUAGACGCCGACUUAGCUACUCGAUUACAAAUUUUUCAAUAUGAGAGAGAGUUAAUUGAAGUUUUAAUUUCACACCAAAUGAUUAUAUUUGGAAAUGAAUAA